AUGGCCGGCCGGCGCGUGGACCGGCACCAACAGCAUUACAACAAGUAUCACCAACAAAACGAGCUUCAACAAAACGAGGAUAAAGCGCAUUACCGGCAAUUAAGUAGACGCGAACCGAUCUCUUCUCUUCUUCUCAUCGCUAUAAUCACGGCAGCAGGAGCGAAGGCUCAGAUAGCAAAGGAAGAAGAAGUAGCAGCAAGAGCAGUGGCAAUAGCAUCGGCAGCAGCAACGAUAUUAUUAUCAUCGGUAGCAGUUAACGAAUUACCGGCUACGGUAGCAUUAUCAGAGGUAUCGUCGACAGUAUCGCAAGAAGAAGAAUCAGUAGCAUUGGCAACAGUAGCAGUAACAGCAACGGCAACAGCAGCAGCAGCACUAGCAGCAGUAGCAGCAGCAGUAUCAGUAUCAGUAUCAACGGUACCAGCAGUACCAGUACCAAGGUUCGCGGCCGUCGGCGGUUAA
Molecule: messenger RNA, 459 nt
Organism: Vespula pensylvanica (western yellowjacket)
Lineage: Eukaryota; Metazoa; Arthropoda; Insecta; Hymenoptera; Vespidae
Exons: 3
Coding region: 1-459 (152 amino acids)
Source: RefSeq, a predicted model, not a curated record